This is a messenger RNA of Amoebophrya sp. A25, 657 nucleotides long. The record is from the annotation of a GenBank genome assembly. Lineage: Eukaryota; Dinophyceae; Syndiniales; Amoebophryaceae.
GUCGUCUUCGUCCAUUUCCUUUCCGAUAUUACGGCUAGCACAGCAUAUCCAUCUUGUUCUCCACCCUCUUGGUCCCGUUUCUAGAGGGAAAACGGGCACCAAGAUAAGUCUGGCGAUGGAUCUUCUUUAGCUCGAAGAACGAUAGUCAAUGCCCCAGACGAGCCAAGUGAGGACGUUUUAAGCUCCAGUUCUGCUUCGAAAGGGGUGUCCUCGCGCGGCGGCCUGCAAUUACAUUCAAGUCAUCGAGAAAACCAUCAAAAUGAAAGGUUUGACAUGCUCGCUUGGCUUUGGUCAAGACAAAAAGCGCUUGGGGUCACGGCUCUAUGUCUGUCCGGAGGCGGAUCCCUGGGGAUGAUCCACAUAGGGCUCAUACGAUUCCUCCUUCAGUGCGAAAGGGAUCAAAAGCACGUCUUUGAAUUGGAGCAGGAAUUAAGUUAAGGUUAAAAAGUAGGUGAAGAAUCGUCGUCAGGACUUGUUCUUGUUCGUGGUAGAUUUUUCUGAGAUGUUGAACAUUAUUCAUUAUGUUGAACAAGCACAUCUUCAAAGUCAGUGUUAUUUUCAGGAUUCUGCUACUGAAGUACUGCUACUGAGACUGACUGGUACCAGAACUAGGACAGGCUCAUGAUUUACUAAUGAAUGAUGGCGGGAGAGGCCGAG